Galendromus occidentalis (western predatory mite) is the source of this 698-nucleotide messenger RNA. RefSeq lists its product as uncharacterized. The transcript is spliced from 5 exons. The record is from RefSeq and is a predicted model, not a curated record. NCBI's taxonomy places the organism in Eukaryota, Metazoa, Arthropoda, Arachnida, Mesostigmata, Phytoseiidae. The coding region runs from base 168 to 698 and encodes 176 amino acids.
AUGGCACUGUGCGCCGCGAUGCGCGCGGUUGCGACUCCUCUAUUCUACGCUUCGGAUAAGUAUUCGCGGAGUUUCCAGAGAGCUCGCCCUGCUGGGAUUAUCUCGCGGAGACAUUCCGCGACACUUGACGCGGGGUUCAGAGCCCACUUCUGGUCUUGACUCCGAACAUGAAUCGAGCGGUCGGAAAAUUAAGCCAGCACGGUGUCCACAAAAGUUUGAAGAAAAUAUUCGCUGUCCGGAAGGAGUGGGGCGAGGAGCCUGACGAAUUCAUCGGGAGCAUAAAGAGAAAAAUCUGUUUCGAUUUAGAGCUACCAUCUCUGAGCUCGAUGGGCACUUUCGAUCUUCGUUCAUCGAUCAUUCCGGACAAAAGCGGAUCUGGAGUCGUUGCUUUCCAAAUCGCAAAAUCGAUCACGGACCUGCUAUGGAUCCGUGUAGGUGAGAGGUGCCAAGAGUUGCAAAUAAAAAUUGGCGAAACCCGUCUUCAUGGCUUUCCCGACGGAGACAUACUCGAGGAGCAUGAGUUCCGACACGUCACCGAAGAUAUGGUCAAAGAGUCCUUGCGGAAAUACGUGGGCCUCAUAAAACUUCGAGGAGACCCUACCGUGGUUCCGGGGGGCGAAGUGACCGAGCUGCCGGCGCUCUGUCAUGAAAUCCAAGUGCGAAAGUUCGAUCCACCAUUCAUUGGCUUGUGGACAUAG